CCCCUCCCCCCCCAAAUAAUGACGACCUCACCUUUGUUGUUGGUGAUGAUGAUGUCGUGGUGAAAAGGCGGCAUCGGCGGGCACCGUUGAGAGAAAAAUCUCGUGAGGGAGCUGUGUGAGAUGCUGCUGAGCGCCCAGACAUUAGCCUGCAAGUAUUGUCAAAGGUGCAGAUUAUCCUCCCGGAGAUUCUUCACAACAUUGCACAGGUUCGGCAGUACCACGCACUACGCUAUCCUUGGAAUCAAACCAGAUGCCACACUCGAAGAGAUCAAGAAGGCUUUCCUGGAGCAGUCAAAGAAGCUUCAUCCGGACAUCGACUUGUCCAACCCCAACCUGCACACCCAGUUUGUAAGGCUGAACGAAGCGCACAGCGUGCUGAGCAAACGUAGCAGUCGAUUAGAAUACGACACGCAGCUCAGACUGCAGCGGCAUGCCUCUUUCGGAAAACCUUUCAAUCCACAGGCCCGUGGCAGCCAGGACGACCCUUUCUUCUACCAUGUGGACCCAACAUCAAGCUACGGCUUUAAGAAGUCUGAGCAACAGCGGUACGGGGAGCAGUUUUGGUACCCGACGGAAGGGGAUACAGCCUUUCACGGUGAAAAGAAGCGCAAGAGGAAUCUGAAGACUUUUGGUUACUGUGUCCUCAUCAUGUUGUCUGGAGUCUUCAUCCACUAUGUUGGUUUCAGGAAACUCGAAGAAGUCCACAAAAGCUUCAUGGACCACAAGGACCGAGUUAUAACGGACAUGUAUAACGAAUCGAAGGAAAGAGCAAGGCUUAACGGCUUCAAGAAGCAGCAAGAGAUACUCCGGCAGAAGCACGCCAACUUCAUGGAGAAGUAUGGGCCGAAGAAACAAGGGGGCGAUGAUGAAUAAAGCUUGCACAGUGCCGCAACGAUAGCGUCCGACUGCAGUGAUAUUCACCUGACACUGCCACUGCCAUCCUUUUGGCCGCUGAUCGCUGCCAAGGGAGCAUGAUCCAUUUGCUUUAGUACAUUCAGUCUCGGGAUGUGGGAGUUUGUAGCAAGUCUGGGAUUGACUUCCCUGCCCCUUUCGCCCAGGCAGUGCCAGCAUUUGGUAUUGUCUGCGACAGUUUUGGAUGGGAGACAAAAAGUGCUGGAGAAACUCAGCGGGUGCAGCAGCAUCUAUGGAGCGAAGGAAAUAGGCGACGUUUCGGGGCCGAAACCUUUCUUCAGAUUUUAGAUGGCCAGGCUUCUUGCUCAGGUAAAUCAACAACAACAGUGUGGAGACUAGAGUCUUGUGUACAUGGGCGGAAAUCCUGGGGGGGGGGGGGG
Leucoraja erinaceus (little skate) is the source of this 1292-nucleotide messenger RNA. It is a transcript of the gene dnajc4, whose product is annotated as DnaJ (Hsp40) homolog, subfamily C, member 4. Lineage: Eukaryota; Metazoa; Chordata; Chondrichthyes; Rajiformes; Rajidae. The transcript has 7 exons. The coding region runs from base 121 to 873 and encodes 250 amino acids. The record is from RefSeq and is a predicted model, not a curated record.